CAAAACCGCUCCUAGACACAUCCAAAACCCCUCUAAUCUCUCUCUCUCUCUCUGUGCUCCGUUACUCCUCCGGCCUCGCCUCUCCGCCGCCGGCGACCGACCCCAGGACGCCGCCGCCGGCCGCCAAUCGCGCGCUCGCGGGGCGGGGAAUCUGCGCCGCUCCUCCCCCCGAUCCCGGGCUGCACUCCGUCGGGUCAGUUGAGCCAUGACUGCUCAGACAAAGAAGAGGGGUGCCGCGGAAAAUGGGGAUGGUGCUAUUGGUUUGGGCCUUGCAGCCUUCAUCGCCAACAAGGAGGAGUUGGGUCCCAUUGUACGGCAUGCUUUCGAAUCUGGGAAGCCUGAAGCUCUCUUGCACAGCCUCAGGAACAUUGUGAAGAUGAAGGAAGUUGAGAUUGAAGAGAUUUGUAGACUUCACUAUGAGGAAUUCAUACUUGCGGUCGACGAACUUCGUGGUGUGCUGGUUGACGCUGAUGACCUUAAGGGCACGUUGUCUGAUGAGAACCUGCGAUUGCAAGAGGUUGCUAGCGCCUUGCUGCUGAAGCUUGAUGAGCUUCUUGAGUUGUAUUCGGUAAAUAGGAGUGUUGGGGAGGCCCUUGCUACAUUGAAGAUCUGUCUGAAAGUCACCAGUCUGUGCAAGAUAUGCAACAGGGACAUUGCGCAAGCCAAGUUACAUUCUGCAUUGAAAACUUUGGAAUUGAUUGAGAAGGACUACAUGCAAAAUAUUCCUCUGAAACUUCUGAAAAAGGUUAUCCAGAAACAAAUUCCUGUUAUGAAGCUGUACAUCGAGAAAAAGGUUUGUAGUGAGUUCAAUGAGUGGCUUGUAUAUAUUAGAAGGAUGGGAAAGGAGAUUGGGCAGGCUGCAAUAGACCAGGCCUCCUUGGGUCGACAGAAAGAUGAGGGGAUGUGUGCCCGACAGAGGGAAGCAGAGGAAUGCAGCCAUGUUGGGUUUGAUGAGCAUGCUUAUUCCUUGGACAUGGAGAACAUGGAUGAGGAAGCAAUGCUAGAAUUUGAUCUUGCACCAGUGUACAGAGCGCACCAUAUCCACAUUGGCCUUGGUCAUGGGGAAAAGUUUCGAGAAUAUUACUUUAACAAUAGGCUUAUGCAGCUCAAUUUGGACUUGCAGCUUUCUACAUCGCAUCCCUUUGUUGAGUCCCACCAACCUUUCCUUGCUCAGAUAGCUGGCUUUUUUAUUAUUGAGGAUCGUGUCCUUCGAACUGCAGACGGGCUUCUAUCUGAGAGUCAGGUGGAGACAAUGUGGGAAACAGCUAUCUCUAAGGUCACAUCAAUCUUAGAGCAACAGUUCUCUCUCAUGGAUACUGCUAACCACCUCCUCAACGUAAAAGGUUAUAUCAGUCUUUUGGGUACCACCAUGAAGAAAUAUGGAUACCAAGCUACAUCGUUGGUUGAAAUCCUUGGCAAAAAUAGGGACAAGUAUCUUGAGCUGCUUAUCUCUGAUUGCCGCAAGCAGAUAAAGAACAUCUUGUCUAACGACUCAUACGAGCGGAUGGUUAUAAAGAAGGAAAAUGAAUACGACAUGUACAUUGCAGCGCUUCAACUUGAACCCACUGAUGUAGCACCAGAUUUGCCAUAUGUCGCUCCCUUUUCCUCCUCUGUUCCCAAUGCUUGCCGUAUUGUGCGAUCUUUCAUCGAGGACUUGGUCAGAUACUUGUCAUUUGGUAGCAGCAUGAACUCCUACGAUGUGGUGAAGAGUUACUUAGACAAGUUCUUAAUUGAGGUAUUAAAUGAUGCUUUUCUGAACCUUAUACAUGGUGGUUCCCUGGAAUUUCAACAGAUGGUGCAGAUUGCAGGAAAUAUUGCAGUUCUUGAGCAGUCCUGUGAUAUGUUCCUUUGCCAUGCUGCUCAAAUUUGUGGUGUUCCUAGGCGUCUUCUUGAGAAGCCCCAUUCUGGUUUGACUGCUAAAGCUGUGCUCAAAGCCUCCAGGAAUGCAGCAUACAGUGGAUUAAUUACUUUGGUCAAUUCCAAGGUUGAUGAGUUUAUGUUGCAGUUGCCUAGCAUCAAUUGGACUGUAGAGGAAGCUCCAGAACAUGCAAAUGACUACAUGAACGAAGUCAUUAUCUAUCUUCAUGAUGUGGUAUCUUCUGGGCAGCAGAUUGUACCUAGAGAUGCCCUAUACAAGGUUGUCUCCGGUGCACUAAGCCACAUAGCAGACUCUAUAAUAACAGUACUUCUUAGCGACAGAGUCAAAAGGUUCAAUGCAAAUGCUGUAGCUGGUAUUGACAUUGACCUGAAAAUGCUGGAGGGGUUUGCAGAUGACACAUAUCACAGCACUGGGUUGUCAGACCUGAGAAAGGACACAAGUUUCAAAGAUUGCCUAGUGGAGAUAAGGCAGCUCAUCGAUCUUCUGCUCAGCAAUCAGCCUGAGAGCUUCAUGAAUCCUGUAACCAGGGAGAAGAAUUAUGGAUCCUUGGACCACAAGAAGGUGGCAAUCAUUUGCGACAAGUUCAAGGAUGCGCCAGACAGCUUGUUUGGUAGCCUUUCAAGCCGAGCGACGGUGCAGAAUGCCCGAAAGAAGUCCUUGGAUGUGCUGAAGAGAAGGUUAAAGGAUUUUAGCUGAGAUUAUCCGUGGUACAUCUUUAAAUAAGCUAGUACCCCCCUUUAAGAGAGAACUAGUUCAGUGUCUAUCCUAGCCAUUCCAAAUUCCUUUAAUUUCCUUUUCAAUCACUUUGCUCCGUGUUCUUUCUGGAGCCUAGCUGUAAUGGUAUGUAUAGAUCAAAUCUUCACUAUUGUUAUGAGUAGUGCACUUUGUUGU
Molecule: messenger RNA, 2770 nt
Organism: Panicum hallii
Lineage: Eukaryota; Viridiplantae; Streptophyta; Magnoliopsida; Poales; Poaceae
Product: exocyst complex component SEC15A-like
Exons: 3
Coding region: 206-2575 (789 amino acids)
Biological process (GO): intracellular protein transport; exocytosis; Golgi to plasma membrane transport
Cellular component (GO): exocyst; membrane
Source: RefSeq, a predicted model, not a curated record